AUGCGGACCUCGCCUAUCUUGCAACAAGGACCCAUAGCAGCGAGCAGCACGAGCUCAGAGCUCAGCAGGAUCUGGACAGAUGCAGACGAAGAUGAAUGGGAGCCAACAGAGGAAGGAGAGAUACCGAGUUUGGUAGCCAUACAGGAUCGCAUCAAGCAAUUAGAAGAUGAACGCAACAAUGCAACACAUAAGGAGGGCGGUCAAGUCAAUCAGCUCAAGCUCACCGGCCGGAUCAUUCUGGCUUGUCACACGAUGCCAUACAGCUGUCAGCUUCGACCACGAACAGAGACCGAUCACUUGCUCGAGCGAGUUUCUGCGCUUGCCAUCAAUCUAGGCGACCGCUCGACCGCGCCACCUAGCUUGCAUUCGCCCAGCGUGGCACCACGGCCGAGUUUGAGCAAGAUCCACAGCGGCGUGACCCUACCCGGCAGUACCAUGCGCAUGAGUCCCACAGAUGCAGAUGGCCUCAAUCCCCCUCGCUCGGACCCAACGCGACCCAUGUCCAUCACAGCAGCAAUGCUACAUGAUGAAAUGCACAACAACGCGGUGCCCGCUACUUCGACGCCCCUGUCGCCUGCUUCCGGAUCAGUCUUUGACGAGAGUACGAGCGAAUACGCCUCAACCUCUGCUAAUGGCACUGUGUCAGGCUUGCACGCGCCAAGAGCGAGCACAGCCAAUACGACAGAGAACAGCUCAUCUUUCGUCUCGCCGCCUGCGACACCGGCCAAGACUGGCUCGCGAGCGAGAGAACGAUGGCAGACGGCUUCGUCGGGCGUCAUGUCAGAGACCGAUGCGACGGCUUGCUCUGCGCGAUGGAUCCUCACACCCAGACGGGGUCAUGCCGCGCUCAAUUCGGGUAUUCGAGCGCUCGCAAGUGAUCGCGAUGUCACGCUUGUAGCCUGGCCAGGUGACCUUAAGACGACAGAUGGCGAGCACCUCGAGGCGAGCACAAUCAGCCCAGAGUGCAAACGCGAGUUAGAGCAAGGCCUGGAGGAGCUAGGCAAUACUCGAGAAAAGGCAGUCAAGUGUGCGCCCGUCUGGCUAGAUGACAAGGUCGCCGUCGACUUCUACGAAGGAUAUUGCAAAGGCUACCUCUGGCCUAUCUUUCACUAUCUCGCGCUCUCGGACAAUGCGGAGAAAGAAGACGAAGCAAGAACCUGGUCAGCUUACUAUGCCGCCAACGUCGCUUUCGCCAAUAAAAUUGCCGAGGUCUACAAGCCUGGCGAUUUGAUCUACAUCCACGACUACCACCUCUUGCUCUUGCCUCGCCUGCUUCGAGAACGCUUCCCCGACAUCUGCAUCGGCAUUUUCAUCCAUUCACCUUUCCCUUCCAGCGAGUUCUUUCGCUGUUUGCCUCGUCGCGAGGCCAUCCUGGAUGGCAUGCUGGGCGCAAAUCUAUGCUGCUUCCAGACAUACUCGUACGGUCGCCAUUUCUUGAGCGCAUGCGUCCGUGUCAUGGGCUACGAAGCUGCUAAAGGAGGCGUCGAGACCAAUGGUACUUUCUGCGCAAUCGACUACUGUCCGAUCGGCAUCGACGCAGAGCGAAUCGAACAUGAUCGUGCGGCACCGGGCGUCCUGCCCAAGAUCGAAGCCAUACGCUCGCUCUAUGCAGACAAACGCAUCAUUCUUGGCCGGGACAAGCUCGACCCUACCAAAGGUGUCAUACCAAAGCUUCGAGCGUACGAACGAUUCUUGCAUGAUUACCCCGAUUGGAUUGGACAAGUCGUCAUGAUUCAAGUGACGUCGCCUGCCGCCAAUGACUCGCCCCUCAUCGCCCAGAAGGUCUCACAACUUGUCGAUCAUAUCAAUGCGACAUAUGGCAGCCUGCACUACCAGCCACUUCACCACUAUCAUCAGACGAUAGAACGCGAUGAAUACUUUGCUUUGCUAUCUGCCGCCGAUCUCUGCUUGAUCACCUCGAUUCGUGAUGGUAUGAAUACGACCAGCAUGGAAUACACUAUCUGCCAAACCGAACGAAAGAGCCCGCUCAUCUUAUCCGAGUUCACUGGCGUAACGGGUCUGAUGAAGACGGCGCUCAAGAUCAAUCCAUGGGAUCUGGGCGAUGUCGCAAGAGUAAUCGAUCAGGCAUUACACAUGUCACAGCACGAACGAGAAUACCGUCAUGCUGUCGUGCUAAAGCGCGUCAAAGCUCACACGGCCGCUGUAUGGUCGAGCUCGCUCAUCAUGAAGCUUCUUGAGUGUGUGCACGAUGAUCAGGCGACGCAGUUCACUCCAGAGCUCGAUCACGACAAGCUCGAAGAAGGCUUUGCGACUGCUGGCAAACGCCUUCUGCUCUUUGACUAUGAUGGUACGCUCACACCAAUCGUCAAGACGCCAAGCGCGGCCGUCCCUUCGAAGAAACUACUAGAGGCACUCGAAAAGCUUUGCAGUGACCCCAAAAACCUGUGCUACAUCAUCUCUGGUCGAGACGGCGAGUUUCUUGACAAACAUCUUGGUCAUAUCAAAGAUCUUGGCUUCUCUGCCGAGCAUGGCUGCUUCUUGCGCGAGCCCGGUCAAGACACAUGGACAGACCUCACUGAGUCGAUCGACAUGAGCUGGAAAGAGGAUGUCGUCGAAAUCUUCAAAUAUUACGAGGCUCGAACGACAGGGUCAUUUGUGGAGACGAAGAAAUCGAGCACGACUUUUCACUAUCGCAACGCAGAUCCAGUUUACGGCGCUUUCCAAGCCAAGGAGUGUCAAGGCAUUCUUGAGAGUAUGUCGGAGAAAUUACCAAUCGACGUCCUCGUCGGCAAGAAGAAUGUCGAAGUCCGACCGGCACACACGCACAAAGGCGAGAUUGUCAGGAGGAUAUGCUAUCAGAAUCCCGACGCAGAAUUUGUGAUGUGCGCCGGCGACGACAAGACCGACGAGGACAUGUUUCGAGCUCUCUAUUCAAUCCAACAGCAGACUGCGCCCGGCACACCGCCUUUGGUUACUCCGCCGGAGUCGCUGAAGAUGUUCCCGGCGCUCUUGCAGAAUCCAAUCGUCAAGGCACACGUCAAGGCAUUGACCGACCAUGGAGCGAGCACGCCCAACCCGGACAAUCUGCCGAGCAUUGAAUCAAAGCUGCAGGGCGACUGCAUAUACACCAUCGUUGUCGAUCAGAAUGCGAACCGCAAGACGACAGCUUCCUGGCGGGCGACUGCCCUCGAAACUUUGUCGAUAAUCGCCUCGGCUGACGAAAGAAUUCGCCGCCCGCGAGCGCAUACAUUCCACUCCCAGGCGAUCACCCUGAUCAAAUUGGCGCAUGCGCAGCUCGUCUGUGCACGGCAUUCGAGGCUCAGUAUGGAUCUCGGGUAUGCGAGCAUCCAUCCUCAUGUCGCACUGGAUUCAGUGCCUCAAGCGCUACGAGAUCCAUACAUGCUAGAGGACAUCAACCGCAUGAUGCAGGAGAACGGCGGCGGCGGCUAUCACGAGGAUAUGUACGUUGACUACGGCCAGCAUUCGCAAGGCAGUCUGGCGUCGAACGAGGGCAUGCACGCUUUCGAUGCUCAGCUCUACAAUCCGUAUGCCUCGCAUACUGCUCUGUACCAUGAACAGCAGGAGCAGCUGCCAGCAGACGCGACCGAGAUGCUCGUCCAGCCACAACUCGAUUCGCCUUACCGCGAGGCGGUCCAACAUGCGCCUCGUCCAUCGAUGCCGGCCCGUGCAUUCACCACGGAUGCGAUCAGCAUGUCAGCACAAGCGUCUCGCGCUUGCGCAGCGGCGUCAAAAGGCAUGUCUCCCUACGUCUUUCAGCAAGUCCGGCCGCCCCUCAAGCAGGAAUCUUCCGACGACUCGUUUACUUCUGGUCUCCUUGACCGAACGCUGAGCGCUUCGCAAUCGCCUGCGUUCAGUCAGCAGUCGUCUAUGGCAGACUCGCCCGAAUUUGAUUUCACGAGAACUGGCACGACCGCGACGCCCCACAUGUCACGCUCACACUCGACCGACUCCCGAUCAUCCGGUCUCCAGACGCCGGCUAGCUUGUCAAAUUGGUCAGCCCCUACGUCAAGCGGGAUGCGCAAGAGCACGAGCAUGUCCGCUUAUGCGCCCAGCGCUGCCAAGCUGGCCAAGGCGAUCACGCCGAGGAAGAAGCCUGCGCGAAAGCCGAGUAGGGCUUCUCCUCCGUCGUCGAGCUCGCUCGAGCGCAGUCAGAGCACGCAGGCCAACGAAGCUGUUCGGCGCGCCCUUCAGCAGUCCAUUCGGUCCGACGAGACUCUUAAUGCCUCUUUUGGUAGACAAGCCCCUGCAGGCCGUCAGAUCGUUCUUCCGGGCACUAUACCCGUGCGUCAAAGCCAUGUCGUCGCUGCUCCGCACGCACCGGGUGGGCCUCGCGGACUGUCCAUUGAUACUACUCGUGCUGCAGCCGCAUACGCGCCUGUGGCUCGGGCAGUCAACGGAUCUGAAUCUCCCAUCGCCCGGAUGACGCCAUUAUCGAGCUCGGCCACCAGGAGCAUGGCCUCUUUGCAGCUUGGCGCCUCGUCGCCUACGCAGGAGAGGCAGACUGUGAGCUCUGCGCUCACUGCAGCUAUGCAAGCAAUAGACAGAGCACGCACAUUGCUUUCACGCCUGCCAGAAAAAGAGGGCGUCUGUCAGGCAUAUCAAAUCGGUGACGAUCAGCUAGAGCAGCUCGACGAUCUCAUCCGGCGCGCAAGUGAGCGAUUGGCGCUCGAAAAAGAACACAGCAGCGUCUAUGGGCAGACGUAUUGCUAG
This is a messenger RNA of Mixia osmundae IAM 14324, 4692 nucleotides long. Its product is annotated as glycosyltransferase family 20 protein. The coding region runs from base 1 to 4692 and encodes 1563 amino acids. Gene Ontology annotation, biological process: trehalose biosynthetic process. Gene Ontology annotation, cellular component: cytosol; alpha,alpha-trehalose-phosphate synthase complex (UDP-forming). The record is from RefSeq and is a predicted model, not a curated record. Gene Ontology annotation, molecular function: catalytic activity. Lineage: Eukaryota; Fungi; Basidiomycota; Mixiomycetes; Mixiales; Mixiaceae. The transcript has 11 exons.